Molecule: messenger RNA, 372 nt
Organism: Saccostrea echinata
Lineage: Eukaryota; Metazoa; Mollusca; Bivalvia; Ostreida; Ostreidae
Exons: 1
Coding region: 1-372 (123 amino acids)
Source: RefSeq, a predicted model, not a curated record
AUGACAGCUGUGUGUGAUGUCACCAAACAACUUCAGCAAACUAUUGCAGCUAUGAAUACAUAUCCAUCACAAGCCUCAGCUAAGCAACUCAACCUUGAAUAUUCUCGAAGUGCAACCCAACAAGCACCUGUCCAACAGUUUCAACCUGUACUACAACAGAUGUACAACCCAGCACCACAACAGCCAUACCAGCCUGUACCUCAACAGCAGCCAUACCAGUCUUUCCCUCAACAGCCAUACCACCUUGGGCCACAGCAUUCAUACCACCCUGCAAAACAGCCGUACAAUCGUGGUCCGAAACAAUAUAACCGCAAACCACAACAGCAAGCCAACUACACCCCCGGCAGGCGGCAACCAGUCAACCCGACCUAA